Molecule: messenger RNA, 1472 nt
Organism: Capsaspora owczarzaki ATCC 30864
Lineage: Eukaryota; Filasterea; Ministeriida; Capsasporidae
Product: farnesyltransferase
Exons: 10
Coding region: 23-1339 (438 amino acids)
Biological process (GO): protein farnesylation
Cellular component (GO): protein farnesyltransferase complex
Molecular function (GO): protein farnesyltransferase activity
Source: RefSeq, a predicted model, not a curated record
UGUUUCACUUACAAAACAAAUUAUGGCGGUCUCGUCGACGCAGACCAUUGAAGAGCUCCUCGUCGUUGACGAUCAACAUCCGACGCGGACGACUGCUGAGCAGCUCGCGGUCGAGUCGAGUAUUGAGCGUCUCUACGCUGACAUUCGCUAUGCUGCCGAGGACGCAGCCAACGUCCGCCUGUCCGAGGCCGAGCGCAAGGCAGCCCAGGACCGUCUCGCAGCCUGCGAGCUGCGGCGCAUCCAGCACGUCAAGUACCUCAAGCGAGGCCUCUUCAUGCCGUUCCCUGCUGGCUAUGUGUCACUGGACGCAUCACGGCCCUGGCUGUGCUAUUGGAGCGUGCACGCACUCGCGCUGCUGGGUGCAGAGCUCAACGUCGAGCAGGCCGAGCAAGUGGUUCAGUUCCUCAAGCGUUGCCGCAACCCAGACGGAGGAUUUAGCGGGUCGCCGCAGCAACUGUCACAUCUGGCGCCGACGUAUGCUGCCAUCAAUACCCUUGUGACCAUCGGAACACCAAGCGCCCUGGGCGUCAUCGACCGGGAACGGUUGCUUUCGUUCUUGUACAGCGUCAAGUGCUCAAACUCAGAGCAUGAGGGUGGGUUUUCCAUGCACGUUGAUGGCGAGGUCGAUGUUCGUGGCACCUACUGCGCAGUGUCGGUGGCCUCCUUGUGUCAACUCCCCACGGACAAGCUGUUUGAGGGCACUGCCGAAUGGCUUCUUCGCUGCCAAACAUACGAGGGUGGAUUUGGAGGUGUUCCGGGCGUUGAAGCGCACGGAGGUUAUGCAUUCUGUGCAUUCGCGGCCUUGGUCAUGCUGAAGCGUGCGACGUCCUGCAAUCUCAAAUCAUUAUUGCAUUGGCUUGUGAAUCGUCAAAUGCGGUUUGAAGGUGGGUUCCAGGGCCGCACAAACAAACUGGUCGACGGCUGUUAUUCGUUCUGGCAAGGAGGCACCUUCCCAUCUGUGGCCUAUGCGCUUUACGCGAACGAACCGAAUGAGGCCAUACGGCAAGCUCUUGAGGGCGGUUUCAUGAACGAAGUCGCUCUGCAAGAGUACGCUCUGAUUUGUUGUCAAGACCCGAACGGUGGUUUGUUGGACAAGCCUGGAAAACCGAGGGAUCACUACCAUUCCUGCUACGUUCUCAGCGGAGUCUCUGUUGCACAGCACGACUUCCGAGAUCCUCGCAAAUCGACUGUUGUCGUGGGUGGGCCCGAAAAUCAAGUGUUGGCAACACAUCCUCUGCACAAUGUGCUGGUCUCGAGUGUCAUUGCUGCAAGCAAGUUUUAUGGGAAGACCCCCGUUGUCGAUCCGCACCCUCCCAAAGCACAGAAAUCACCAGAAUGAUCGACGCUUUUAAUUUUUGGUCUGGCAAAAUACAGUACGCACAUUUUUGUCGCUCUGUUGUUGUUUAAUGAGGCAUCAAAAUAAGCAAGCUGGUGGGCUUUCGAUGUUUGUGACUAUAAAUUAGACUGAUGGA